AUGGCCGAAGCAAUAGCUCUCGCGGCAAGCUUGGUUGGCCUUAUACAACUCGCAGGACAGGUGACAGCAAUAGGGUACACGUAUAUUAGCGGUGUGAAACGAGCCGCAAACGAUCUUCAUGAUCUUUCUAGGGAGCUAAGCAUACUGAACCUGGUUCUCUUUGCCCUUCAAAAAUACGUGGACGCAAACCCGCAGUUCUCUAUGCUACAAACACUAAAUAGCAGCGAUGGCCCCCUCCAAAAAUGCGAAUCCGAAUUGAAGGCUCUUCUUGCAAAGAUAGAGCCCAAGAAUGGGUUUAAAGGGGUUCUUAAUAGCAUAAAAUGGCCAUUGAAAGAGGCAGAAACGAUGCAACAUAUUACAAGAAUCGAAAGGCAAAAAAGUCUACUCAUGCUCGCUUUAGAGACUGACAACAUGUCUUUGACACAAGAAAUACAUCAUGUCCAAAAGACUGAUCUCGCCGUCCAGAGGAUUCGAAAAAUAUCAGAAACCUUGAACUCUUGGGCUAAUAAACACGACACAAUUCAAGCUGACGAAGAUCGAAGGGAUGUCUUGGCAUGGCUCUACUCAGAAGAUUUUGAUAGGACACACCUCGAGAUUUGCAACGAAAGGCAAAAAGGGACUGGUACAUGGCUUUUGGAAGAACCGAGUUUCCGAGAAUGGGCCAAAAAGCAACCAGGUUCCAGCUUACUUUGUGGAUAUGGUAUUCCCGGGGCCGGGAAAACAUUUUUAAGCUCUGUGGUAAUUGACUACUUAGAGGUCCGGGCCUCAACCGAGAGGUUUGGGGUCACAUAUUUCUACUUCAACUUUAAAGAACAGUGCCAAGGGCCCACUCAGUUUCUCGCCAGCCUUGUAAAACAAUUGACCUGUAAAUUGCCGAAGCUUCCCUCGGAGGUCGACAAGCUUUACAAAGAAUUGGUCAAAGAGGCGAAAAGGCCGAGUUUAGAUCAGUUAAACGCCCUUCUUCGUGCAGUUUCAAAGAACUUUGCCCAGGUCUUUAUUAUCGUUGAUGCAUUGGAUGAAUGUGCUCAAGAGCAAAGAAUUAUUCUUCUUCCAUUGUUUCAUCGUCUUGGACAGGACGGGUUCAAUAUGUUCCUGACUAGUCGUCCGCAUCCUGAAGAUAUCCAAGAGUCCUUUCGUAACGUCAAAAAAAUCAUAAUUUCCGCAAGAGACCAGGAUAUCAGGCUCUUUAUUAAUCAGAAGAUCGAGGGAAAUACACGAGCAAGGCGCCUUGUUCGACAAGCGGGGUUACAAGAUAGGAUUGUCGAUGAUAUAGUUGGUUUUGCAAAUGGAAUGUUUCUGCUUGUCCGUUUUCACGUUGAAUUUAUCUGCCAGCAGGUCUCCGCGAAACAAGUGUUAAAGGCACUCGCAUCUCUCAAAAUGGCCCCAAAGAAGAACCCACUUGACCCUACCUACGAACGGAUAGUGAAUUUCAUUCGUGGACAGCCACAGAGCAAUAUGGAAUUAGCAUUGUCGAUUCUUUCUUGGAUUAUCAAAGCUCGGCGGAUAUUGCGGCUUAAUGAAUUGCAAACGGCGAUAUCUGUGGAACCAGAAACAUAUGAGCUUGACGAGCUCAACUUACCAGAUAAGGACGUCAUACUUGAUAUCUGUGGGGGGUUAGUAACAGUAGAUGAAAGCGAGAAUGUUCGUUUUGUUCACUAUACAGUCCAGGAAUACCUUGUGAAUAAUCGCAUUAUUCCAGAAGACUCAGAUCUAACAACCGCGCUGACUUGUAUCACCUACUUGUCCUUUGAUGUUUUUACCGCCAAUUGCAAUGAAGACCCCGUUUCUCCGUAUAAGCUUCGACUAAUAUAUCCUUUCCUUGGAUAUGCGUCCAGAUACUUGUAUUCCCACCUACGCUCUUGUGAAGAGAAUUUGACGGCAGAUGCACUCGUUUAUCAUCUUGAAAAGCAGGGUCACAGUUUAUCCUACUUAUAUUAUACUCUUCACGAAGAAGUAUCCCCAUUGCAAAUGGCAGCUAAACUCGGACACUGUCUAGCAUUCCAAAUGUUGUUAGAUAAUGGUCACAAUAUCUCGGUUUGUGACGGUGACGGCAACACGGUAUUACACUAUGUCGCAAUGGCAGAAAGUAAGGAAAUGGCCAAAUUUUUAUUAAAUAAAAAGGCUGUUUCUAUCAUGGCCCUGAAUGAUAAUGGGCGUUCACCAUUAAUGAUUGCGGCACUUCGGGGAAAUGACGAAAUUGCACGCAUCUUGAUUGAUCAUGGAGCAAACAUCUUUGACCAAGAUUUUUAUGGAACAACAGUAGCCGGUCUAGCUGCUAGCAACGGACACUGCGCGUUAAUGCAACUACUGAUUGAAAAUGGCGUCGACCCGACUGGGGGAUCUGAUUCAUGCUGGUCCCCGUUCGAAUCGGCAAUCUUGACUGGCCAUGAAAAAGUUGUCGAGUUACUGAUUCAGCGUAUCAACUUCGCCGAUCUCCCACUUCGGCCCGAUUCCCUCUUGAUUGAUGCCAUAGAAUUUGGUUACCGCGGGAUUGCAAGGAUGUUAAUCGAAAAAGGGUAUGACUUGUCGUCCCAAAAUAGGGAGGGCAGCACAGCACUUCACUGGGCUGCAUUUAGUGAUUGGGAAGAUAUUGUGAGGUUGAUGUUGGAGAGAGGUGCCGAUAUAUCAGUAAGGAGUACUAGUACACGUCUACUAUUCAGUAAUAUUACAAAAAGAGACAAUCAUAUCAUGUUCGGGAAAACAGCACUAGAAAUAGCAAUUUCCGAGGGGCAUGACUCAAUAGAGGCAAUAUUGGUAGCAGAGAUGAAAGAUUUGACGGGGGAUGAACUCAUACAGCAAGACGAAGCCCCUGUACUUCCUAUCCUCGAUUCUCAGUACAUGUAG
Messenger RNA from Morchella sextelata, 2844 nucleotides. RefSeq lists its product as uncharacterized. Gene Ontology annotation, molecular function: protein binding. The record is from RefSeq and is a predicted model, not a curated record. The transcript has 6 exons. NCBI's taxonomy places the organism in Eukaryota, Fungi, Ascomycota, Pezizomycetes, Pezizales, Morchellaceae. The coding region runs from base 1 to 2844 and encodes 947 amino acids.